CAAUGGGUACUCCGACAGCUAAGGGGUAUAUAUAUACGGAUAGAUAUACAUAUACAUAUAUAAAUGAUAUAAUAGUUAGUACGAUACAGAUAUAGUCAGUCAAUCACCAAAUAAUUAUAAUGCAUAAAGUUGAAAAAUUAGUAAUUAGUCCAUUACCAAAGACUUCCUUUGGUUGUUCCGUAACUCUUCCAGGGUAUGCCAAUAACGAUCCUAGUAAUUUAAACGAUGAAGAUUUCAAAAGUUUAUAUGAAGCGGUUCUUACUUAUCUUGUAGUUGUUAUUCCUGGUCAAGAAGAAUUAGCUCCUAAAUCACAAUAUAUUUUAACCAAAAGAUUUGAUCCAUCUAUUCCUGAACCAAAGCCUGAUUCAGGUUAUGCAGGUUAUGGUCAUGGUAAAGAAUUUAGACAUCAACAAUCAGUAUUAAGAAAAGAUGGUACUAGUGUUAAAUCUCAACCUCAAGUUCAAAUAUUAGGUCAAGGUGUAUUUGAAGCAAAUGAACCUGGUAAUGAAAAUGGUGAAGCAAUAAGUUUAACUCAUCCAUCUCAUACUAGUUUCCAUCAUACUCCAUUAACAGAAGAUCAAAUUAAGAAUGAACAUAGAACUAGAUUUUAUAGAUGGCAUAUUGAUAGUGCAUUAUAUGAUUUAUCUCCACCAUUAAUUACUACUUUAUUAGGUAUAAAAGUUCCUCCAUCAACUCAAACUCAAAAAAUUAUAUAUGAAGAUGGAUCAGGAGAUGAAUUAGAAUUAACUCAAGGUGCUACAUGUUUUGUUAGUGGAGCUAAUGCUUAUAAAAAUUUGAGUUUAGAAGAUAAAGAAUUUGCUGCCAAUACUAUAGUUGAAUAUGCACCACAUCCAUAUAUUUUUAUAUCACCAGCUGGUGCUACAUCAGAUGGAUUAACUAUGGUUAGUGAAUCAAAAGAAUUUUCCUUUGAUAAAUUACCAGAAUGGGAAGAAUCUAAAGUUAAAAAAUUACCAAUGUUAUGGACUAAUCCAGUUACAAAAGAACAACAUUUACAAUUACAUGGAUGUUGUUUAUAUAAAUUACAUACUAAACAAGCCGAUGGAUCAAUUAAAACUUUAGAAUUAGAAGAUGCACGUAAGAAGGCUCAUCAACUUAUGAGACCUUCAAUUAGUCCAAAAGAAGUGUUGGCCCAUUCUUGGAAACAAGGAGAUUUGGUAUUAUUCUUUAAUAGAGGAGUAUGGCAUUCAGUUACUGGAGAAUUUAAAGGAGUAGCAGCUGAUGGUAAAGAUGAGAGAAGAUUAAUGCAUCAAUGUAACAUUGCCAGUGGUCAAGAUCCUGUCUAUGUGAGUGCAUAAUAUCAAUUAUCUAUUACUAGUGAUUUAUUAUCAAUUGGAUAUGUUUAUAGUUUGUCAUUACAGUUUGUAGUUAAUCAAUAUAUUGUUAAGUAAACAAUUAC
Scheffersomyces amazonensis is the source of this 1417-nucleotide messenger RNA. RefSeq lists its product as uncharacterized. Lineage: Eukaryota; Fungi; Ascomycota; Pichiomycetes; Serinales; Debaryomycetaceae. The coding region runs from base 120 to 1316 and encodes 398 amino acids. Gene Ontology annotation, molecular function: oxidoreductase activity. The transcript has a single exon. The record is from RefSeq and is a predicted model, not a curated record.